CUUCUCUAAAAUUUAUAAAUUGCUGAUUUAUGUUUAUGCAUUUGUUUCAUAGUUUAAAUAUUAUUUUCUAGGCCUGCUUAUGUUCCUGAUGACUCAGUGGAAGAUGCGACAUUUAAAGAUGCCAGUGUGCAGACUGAUGAAAGCGUUUUUUCUUGUUUGCUAGACAGUUUGAGUCUUGCAGAAAAAAAAAUUAAAGAACUAGAAAAUUUGCUAGCUAGCAAAACGUUUUGUUACCAAGUUUUGUGCAAGGAUAGUGUUCUUUUUAAUUCAGUAACUGGAUUUACACCAACUGUCUUUGAAACAGUUUUUAAUUUUCUAAUGCUUACAGAACUAAAAGAUAGCUGCACUGUGUCAGCGAAAGACAAGUUUUUCAUUUUUUUAGUUCGGAUUAAAUCUGGUGUGACGAUUGAGUUUCUGAGUGCCGUCACUAAUGUUUCAAAAACCUCAAUCAGUAGGAUUUUAUCCUCAGUAAUUGAUUUUGUGUACAUUAAACUUAAGGCGAUAGAUAUCUGGCCCUCAAAAUCACAAGUAUUGGAGUACAUGCCGGAGGCAUUUCUACGCACGUAUCCAAAUUGCAGGCUUAUUCUGGAUUGCACAGAGAUAGCAAUCCAUAAGACUUCAAAUCCAAGGAUUCAGCAAUUAACUUUCAGCCAUUACAAAAAUAAAAACACGCUGAAAGCCUUAAUUGGAAUAACACCUUCUGGAGCAAUAUGCUACAUUUCCGAUCUGUGGUGUGGGGGAAUUUCUGACAAAAAACUUUUCCUGGAGUCUGGACUUCUCAACCACUUAUCCAACGACACAAUCCUUGCAGAUAGAGGAUUUUUAAUCCAUAAAGAACUGCAGAAAAAGAAUUGCAAUUUAGUGACUCCUCAUUUUUUAAAAAACUUGAUUCAGUUUAGUGUUGAGGAGAGAGAAGAAAAUAAAAAGGUAUCUAAUCUGCGAGUGCAUGUUGAGAGAGCAAUCUCCAGAAUAAAAAAAUAUCGAUAUUUUAAAGGCACUGUGCCAUCACAAUGUUUUCAUGAAGUUAACAGAAUUUUUUUUAUUUGUGCAUUUUUUACAAAUUUUUCUGAGCCACUAAUAAAAAUUGUAUGA
This is a messenger RNA of Parasteatoda tepidariorum (common house spider), 1092 nucleotides long. Lineage: Eukaryota; Metazoa; Arthropoda; Arachnida; Araneae; Theridiidae. The record is from RefSeq and is a predicted model, not a curated record.